This is a messenger RNA of Strigops habroptila (Kakapo), 8371 nucleotides long. RefSeq names its product UHRF1 binding protein 1 (gene BLTP3A). The coding region runs from base 61 to 4470 and encodes 1469 amino acids. Gene Ontology annotation, molecular function: histone deacetylase binding. The record is from RefSeq and is a predicted model, not a curated record. Lineage: Eukaryota; Metazoa; Chordata; Aves; Psittaciformes; Psittacidae. The transcript is spliced from 21 exons.
GGGCCGGCGGGAGGUGGCGGCGCGAUGGGGUCCCGCGGCGCGCGGGCCUGACCCCGCGGCAUGGCCGCCAUCAUCAAGAAGCAGAUCCUGAAGCACCUCUCCCGGUUUACCAAGAAUCUCUCUCCAGACAAAAUCAACCUGAGCACACUGAAAGGGCAAGGGCAGCUGACCAACCUGGAGCUGGAUGAAGAGGUGCUGCAGAAUGUGCUGGAGCUGCCCACCUGGCUUGCCAUCACUCGGGUGUACUGCAACAAGGCAUCUAUCAGGAUCCAGUGGACAAAGCUGAAGACACACCCAAUCUGCCUGUACCUGGAUAAAGUGGAGGUAGAGAUGCGAACAUGCGAAGAGCCUCGGCCACCCAACGGACAGUCUCCCAUUGCUCUUGCUGCAGGUCAAAGUGAAUAUGGCUUUGCUGAAAAGGUCGUGGAGGGGAUGUUUAUUGUUGUCAAUUCCAUCACCAUCAAGAUUCAUUCCAAGGCCUUUCAUGCCUCUUUUGAGCUAUGGCAGCUCCAAGGCUACAGUGUCAACCCAAACUGGCAACAGAGUGACUUGCGACUCACCCGCAUUACUGAUCCACAGAGGGGAGAGGUUUUGACAUUCAAAGAGCUCACCUGGCAGACACUUCGCAUAGAAGCAGAUGCCACUGACAAUGGUGAUCAGGAUCCUGUUACUACUCCUCUGAGACUCAUUACCAACCAGGGCAGGAUCCAGAUCUCUCUCAAGAGAAGGACCAAAGACUGCAAUGUGAUGGCAUCUAAGCUGAUGUUUCUCCUUGAUGACCUGCUCUGGGUGCUGACAGACUCUCAGUUGAAAGCAAUGAUGAAAUAUGCCGAAUCUCUGAGCGAAGCCAUGGAGAAGUCUGCCCAGCAGAGGAAAAGCUUGGCACCAGAGUCUGUACAGAUCACACCACCUGCACCAAGUACCCAGCAGUCCUGGUCUCAGUCGUUUGGAGUCAGCCCGAAUGCAAGUAGCAUUGGUCAAUAUUUUGAUAAGCACGACAUGAAAGAGUCAUCAUAUCACCUCCUCAUCUCACGCUUGGAUCUGCACAUCUGUGAUGACAGCCACACUCGAGAGUCAGGUGCUCUGAAGCAUGGGAUGCUGGGUGGUGCCAUACAGCUGACCUUCAGGAGGAUGGCUUUUGAUUAUUACCCUUUCCACAGGGCAGGAGAUGCCUGCAGGCAUUGGGUGAGGUACAGUGAAGCAAUGGAAACACGGGGACAGUGGGCAAAGAAGCUGGUCAGUGAAUUUCAAAGCAAGAUUGAGAAGCUUUAUGAAGAAAUGGACCCUGCAUUUGUCAGGACUCCACUUUCCCCCUUCAGAAAGAAACCAGAUAUUUCCUUGAGUCCUCAUAAAAGUCCCUUAGAGAAAGGCCAUGUACCUCCCACAAGCUUGCCACGACUCCGGCACCCUCCCUGGAACCGUCUUCGAUCCAGCUGUGUGGUAGUUCGAGUGGAUGACCUGGAUGUUCACCAGGUUUCUACAGCUGGUCAACAAAGUAAGAAACCCUCCACCUUGCUUUCGUGUAGUAGAAAAUUCUUCAAACUUCCUGAUCAGGUCUCUGCAAUCCACAUUGAAUUCACAGAGUAUUACUUCCCAGACAAUCAGGACUUUCCAGUUCCAUGCCCAAACCUGUAUGUACAGCUGAAUGGCCUGAUGGCCACUCUGGAUACAGCGAGCGUGCUCUGGAUAAACCUCUUCUGUCUGGAUCUUUAUCGCAGCUUGGAGCAGUUCAAAGCCAUCUAUAAGCUGGAGAACUCAGGCAAGCGUGAUGAGCAUGUUGAUGUUCGACUGGAUGGCUUCCACCUGAAGCUUAACAUCCCUGUGGAGAGGAAAGUCGCUGACCAUCAGGAUCGUCCACAGGCACUCUGCAUUUGUGCCUCAGAGAUGACUGCCACCAACACCCGCCACGCUCCCUUCUGCAGCUGCCAGGACCUCCAGAGCCUCUUCCGUAAAUUUGCCAGCUCAGAAUUCUUCCACUCCAGCUAUACCAAGUUCCCAAGGUGUCAGGACAACUUCAGCCUCCUCCACACCCUCUUCUUGCGCCAUGCAUAUGAGGUGGAUGAUAGGCCUCAGAAGCAUCUUGGCUUUCCCCAGCUACUACACAAGCCCUCAGCCUCUGAAGAUCUGUGGUCUGUGAAUUUCACUGAGCUUUCCCUGGACUUCGAGGGGGCUGAAAGCUCCAAGGGCAGAGCCCUUAGCUUUAUUGACCCUUUUCCCCUUUCCAUUUGGGCCUGCCUUCCCAAGAGAUGGGGGCAAGCUCAGAUAUCUAAACGACAGGAAUUGGCUGCCUCUGAGUUGAAAAUCAAACCUUCUGCCAGCUUUAGCAAUCACUCAAAGGAUGAGCACCUUUCCAGAGAACACGGGGUUUGUCAAAGAUCAAAGACUGACCAGGAUCUGAAGAACAUCUACAAGGUCCCAGAGACAAUGGAUGUCUUGGGAGAAGCUAAGUGUGAAGUUGAUGAUGGAGUUGAUACUAAAGAGCUGGAAACCUCUGCCGAUAUCCAUGUGCUUGUGUCCUCAUCUGUCCAUGUCAAAGUUCGGCUCAACCACUACCAAUACUUGGUGCUACUCAGGAUGAAAGAAGUUCUGCAAGAGCUACAGGAGCGGUUGGCCCGAGACACCCAGGAGGUGACUGGGUCUCCUUUAGAUCCCAUGUCCGCUUGUGUAGGAGUUAUAUUCCAUACGGCCGAAGUGGCCCUACUCAUGAACCCUGCACCUGGGUCUGUCUUGGAACCCAGAUCCCUCGACUCGGACACAACAAGCCUGAUCGAAUCUGAGCUUUCUCCUUCAGACAGUAAGGAGGGGCUGGCAGCUGAAGAGAAGGAGCUGAAAUCAGAGACCUCACCAGAGAAGGAAGUAUGCAGUACUGAAGAGGUCCCAGAGGACAGUGGGAUUGAAAAUAGAGGCACCAGUGUUCCACUGGAGAGACUCCCAAGAUCUGCGAGUGAUGGAGCUCUGAGUACAGCUCCAAACAGUAAGAACGUAGAGGAGAAAGGUUUGGUAGAGGAAGCACGUGAAGCUGUGGAAGCCCUGGUUGCAGAAAGACCAGCAGAGACUAGCAGCCAUCCUCAGAGCCCUCCUGCUCUCCCUUCUAGCCCAAGCUCAGACACGCAGUCCUUGGGGAGAGGAAGUAUCACUCUCAGUGGCCAGGCAGAACUCAUCCCUUUGAAGAACUUAGAGGUGGAGUUGUCUAGUGCACUGCAUAUCACAAAGGAUGCCACAAAGGAAGCUCUGCACGUGACUAUGGACCUCACCAAAGAAGCCAUGUCUAUAACAAAAGACGCUCUGAGCCUGAGCCGGGAGAAGAUGACCUCCACCAUGCAGAAAAUGCUCUCUCUUCCCCCAGCCAAGGAUCCUGUGCCCAAAGCUGAAGAGGGAGCAGUGACUCCAGGCGGGGCUGGCAGCACCCGAAUGCGUUUCUUCUCCAUGAAGAGAACAGCAUCCCAGCAUUCCUUUGACACCCCCUCUAUGGAUGGGAGCGGCCCUGAGGACGGGCUGUCCGUGGACAGCGAUGGCAGUGACGGCUUUGUGAUGCUCACAGACUCUGAAACCAGCCUGGACCCUCUUCCCUCAGGGCAUCUUCCUCAGGUCCACACUGACACAUGCAGUAGAACAAGCCUGAUGGCAGAGGACAAGGGUGGAGUGUCUCCUGAAGUAAACAGCUCAACUUCACAGAGUGGAGACCCCAGCCUUCAGCUGGUGUCAGUCCUUGUGCUGAAGAUGAAUGAGGUGAACUGUGGAAUAGAGGCACGAGGUGAUGAUUUGUCAGUUGCUUUACAAGUAAUGAACGUGGCUCCAGAGCAACUGAACAACGUUGGAAUGUGGCAGUAUCUGCGUGGCUAUCUGGCUCUAGGAGAUCCAGGUAUAGAGAAGCCUUUGGGCAGUGAAGCAAGUAAGACCCAGCCAGAAGUGUGCUUACGUUUUGAAGUAGGACCUGAUGCUGCUGUGCAUUCACCUCUUGCUGUUCAGAAUGGCUUCCUUCAUCUGCUGGUCCGCAGUUACACAGCAGAGCUCUUCAUGUCCUUCCUGACCAACCUUGGCCCCUUUCUUGAAGAUGAAAUAAUUCCAGAGGUGAUCCCCAUGGACAUAGAAGUUGUGGAUGCCAAAAUCACAUUGAAGGAUGACAACCCCCAGGUAUACCCUACCUCCCCUGGCCCUGUUCCUAUCACCUUGGCAGUGGAUCACAUCGUUGUGAAGCGCCGAGAUGAUGGGAUCUUCUAUGUAACAGCUCUGCAAGGGGAGGGCUCACCAAAACAGGAAAAACCUGUGUCAGUUCUUCAGGAACAGAAGGCCCCGGCAGAGUGUGUUGAGGCAGCCCCAGCACCAGCACCACAUGGACUACAGCUAAAGGAAGUGCUGGAGUUGCAAAGAGAGCUUCAGACCAUGAAAAUAGCCCUUGCAGAAGCCAACAUGGACAAGGCUCGCCUUCUGCAGGAGAUUAGGAAAUACAAUCCCCUCUUCCAACUUUGACAGAGAAGGCACAGGCUGCAGCUGCUUAGGAGGAGCGGAGACACCACCAGCACUAAGGCACUAGUUUGGUGAUGUUGCUGCUGAACAGGUCAACCUCCUGGAGACUGAUCACCUCAACAAAAGGAAACCAGCUGGGAUUGCAAAAUGAACUCAAAAGAGGGAGAAAGGAAGGAAAAGUCUGGCUGAGCAACAGGGAAGGAACAAGGAGGAGCUACCUGUUUGCAGCCACUUUCCUCUCUCCUGACAGUAUGGUGCCACCUCUGUUGCUGAACCAGGGCAGUGGUCAGCCUACAAACAAAAGGUCAAGCCUAUAAACUCCAGUUGGGGGGGACCCCCAUGCCUCUUCAUCCAUAGGUGGUAUUGGCAGUGUGCUUUCAGCCUUCACCUUUCAUGGUAACAUCUAGAGAUGGUCCGUGGUGGGGGGUUCUGCUUCUUUCAGCCUUCCUUGUUGUGUUCUUGCCCAAUCAUGCAAAUGAAAGAACACAAAAAAAGGAGAAAGAAGAAAGAAAAAGUUACUUCACCACAUCAGGAGCGACAGAGAAUAGCAGAAAACAUUGCUAGGAGCUCUUACAUGCAAGCAUGUGUUCUAUCACAUGAAAAAUGGAGGUCAAUGGGAGAUGCAGAAGGAACUUCCCCCCUCUGGAGGAAGGGGGCUACAGCUCACUAUUCCCUGAAGGGCAGUGUCAGGGUAGAAAAGAAAUUCCUUGAGACUUCUUCCACCACUAAUUUGUUGUGUCAAGACAGACUCAGUAGUAUAUUAGAUCUGGUCUAGGUCAUUCUCACUUAAUGCUGCAAUGUUUGGCUUUUAUUUAUGCAGAAACACAAAGGAAUUAAUUUAUUUCAUUACAAAGCACUGUUUAAACUUUCUUUAAUUGUACUGUCAAAAAAACACGGGUGAAGGAAGUUGGUUGAGUCACAAAAUGACCUAUGCAUAUUCUUUGGGAUGCACACUGUCCUCAAACCAUUGUAUGCCAGAAUUGAACUAGUGGGGAGAGGAAGAGCAGUACUGUCAGCACAAGGAAAUAGCUGUGUUCCUACACAGUCGUGUAUUUUGAUGAGCACUGAGCUCUUGCCUGGUCGUAAAUCCCUUUUAACAUGUUGGUAUGUUGGUCAGGAGAAAGGAGGUGACCAGGCUGACACUGUGAGUUGCUCAGUGUCAGCAGCGGUGAAACAGCAGCUGCUGGGUUGAUCAUAACUUGUGUUCUUGUCUUUCUGUAGCCGUUCCCUGAAGACAGAGAAGUCUGUGGUCAGUGACUGACUUAAUUUACAAAGAAAUAUCCCCCAAAAGUGUGGAAGGGGGGGAUAUGUAAAUUUUUUUUACAUCUAAAAAAGUAAAAUAUGAAGUAAACACUAAUAUUGAAAAGUAAAAAAGGAAACAUCAUUUGGGAACUGCAAUAAUCAAAUCCACUCCUGAAGACAAACUGGUAUGUGGCUUGUUUGCUUUGCUAGUUCAGGCAAUACGUGGUUGAUGUGCUGAAGAAGGAAGCAGUGUAAGGGGCAGCUGUGGAGGGAGAAGCUGUUCCAGAGGAGAGCUCUGUGUUCCCAUACUGUUUCCACGUGCCCCCUCUGUGUUAGGGAUGCACACCCGUUCCCUCCCCUGUUACAUGCAGCAUCUUUACUGUGUGCAGAGUUUGGAUUUUCUCUUAUUUCAAAUUUUGAUUUAGGUUUUUCCAGAUGCCUUUUGUGUUUGUGUAAAUGUACCAUUUCUGGUGCACAGGCUUUCCAGUGUGUGCAGAACAGGCAGUGAUUGCCACAUGCUGAGUGCUGGGAAAGGUGACAGGUUAUGUGCCAUUCUCCUUUAUUAAUCAGAUGAAAGCUGCUCUUGUCUGUAAAAGUUGAGUAACCCUUGGGGGUUUUUUAUUAGCUGAACAAACUCCCAAAAACUUAAUCCAAUGGAUUUUUCUUUUUCCUCAUUACUCCACUAAAAUCAGUUUAGCUAAAGGAAUACAAGAUUUUAAUCCUGCUUACUAUGCAAGGAGAAGCCUCUGAUUUACAUGCCAUGAUGAGUUGAGACCUGGAAACUACACAAAAGCAAGCAAAUAAUUUGGGAGCUAACUUUGGUUUUCCUGCUGUGCUCUUAUAUACUUGUCUCUUUGCCCAGCUCGAAUUGUUGGUGACUUCCCCUUAUCAGGCACUCCUGAGAUCAUUUUAGUUCUUCUUUAGCUCUAGGGAAAAGGGGUGUAUGUGCAGCACUAGGCUGGAUGUGGAGGUGCUGCUGGCUGUGGUUUGCAGAGAGCCAAGAGUGAAUUCCUUGUGGUUGUUAGCUUUCUCUUUGAAAAAAGAGGGUAUAUAAGAGACGGAUGGUGAUUACAGUAACUGUCACUCUUAAGAUCAUCCUCUUAAUGCCGUGUUUGACUCCAUUAGACUGAAGGUAGCUUUGAAUAACACUUGUUGGAGUUCCUCCUUGUACGCUAGGUUUGAAUAGACAGCCUUAGCAGGCCCGUGACUCUGCCCAGACCUGACUGACCAGUGCCUACAACCAGAUGCAACAGCAAGAGCCUGACCUUCCUUCUGGAACCUCUGGGAGCAGGCAGCCACAAGGAAUCAAAAGGAGUACUUGCCUUUGGCAGGAGCACAGGAGCUGGCCUGCAGGAGGCUGCAUGGGCACCACCCAUUCAGCCUGGGCUAGUGCUGAUGUUUGGAUGCUGCACCUUCUGCCAGCUGCUUUGCUGCUCCUCCACAGCGAGGAUCACUCCUCAUUCCUGUUAGACAACCUGGCUGCUUUCUCUGUGACCCAGCCCCUGCCCAGCACAGCUUUCAACAGCGUAGAGUUGUGGUGCUGCCUGUGGUUGAAGAGGCACUUGAGCAGCCUGUCAGACCUGUUCUCAAGAGGAAAAUGCACUUUAUAAGCAGCAGUGGGCAUUUCCUUCACCAAUACUGCCUCGUGAGUGGAAGAAUUCAGACGUAAAAACAGGGGUUCUGAAAUGCAAGUUACUUUCUGUAGUAAGAUUGUUGCUAUGAGCAGUUCUCAUGGCAAGAUGGAAAGGAGGUAACAAAGCAUCUACGUAUCUAGACUUGCUGUGAAACAAACCAACCUAUAUGCAAACAGCUCGCUGUAAGUACCAUUACAAACUGCACAAAGCUCAGCUGGGCAAAAGCUGAACUUUAUUUAGUCAAACCUUUGUGCUUGCUCCCUCUUCCUGCGUGAAGCAAGAAAUACGAGAAUGCUUGCCUUGGGUGGAAUGCAAUGAUAUUCUUAUGAUUUAAUCACUAAUUGCUUGAAAACGGGAGGUUUCUUUUCUUUCAAGUUUUCCUGACUUUUUGUUUGAGUAGGUGUCCGGCCUCACCUCCUGCCAGCUUGGCAACAGCCACCCUUGCAAAGGGUUUCCUCAGAUGUGGUGCCUACACGCAGUGUCACACAGCUCCUCACCGCUCCCUUCCACGUGUGCAGACUGAGCAGAGCUGGGGCCAAGUUAUGUACAGCAGAUUUCUUGCUCCGGUAACUUCAGUCAACUGGGUUUGUUUAAGAAUGAAGCACUUCCAUUGUUUUGUUUUGAAGUACCAGUAAAAAGUACUGUAAAAGAAAAUCCACAUCCUUUCUACAGGGCAUACGCAUGGGAGGACAAAUACUCCUGUAUCUCCACUGAUGAUGAUUAGCAAAGUUUACUUUGUAGAGCCUUUUAUUUAAGGACUCUUUGUAUGUUACUAUGAGAGCUAACUUAAUCCUUUGUGUAACUACAACACAAUUACCCUAAGAGCACGUGGCCUUAGCAUCUUUCACAUUUAAUUAGAAGCAGUGUGCUCACAGGGGACUACUGUGUGUAGAGCUGGGUAAUGUGCAAGUCUGAACUUGAAUUUGAGUUUUAGGCAGUAUUGGAACUCUGUUGCGGUAUAUUUCCACUCAUGCAUUUAUUGGUUCUAUGAACCAUGAAAGGAAAUUAAACUUGUUAAUCUCCUUGGA